This is a messenger RNA of Morus notabilis, 426 nucleotides long. RefSeq names its product ribonuclease 1. Gene Ontology annotation, molecular function: RNA binding; ribonuclease T2 activity. The record is from RefSeq and is a predicted model, not a curated record. Bases 1 to 426 code for a protein of 141 amino acids. Gene Ontology annotation, biological process: RNA catabolic process. The transcript is spliced from 2 exons. NCBI's taxonomy places the organism in Eukaryota, Viridiplantae, Streptophyta, Magnoliopsida, Rosales, Moraceae. Gene Ontology annotation, cellular component: extracellular region.
AUGACAAACGAGGAAUUUUGGAAACAUGAGUGGGAAAAACAUGGAAAUUGCUCAGUAUCUGUACUUCCCCAAAAAAAGUAUUUCAAUGCAAAUCUUCUCCUAAAAGACAAAACGAAAAUCUUGGAGACUCUUAAAUAUGCCGGGAUAACUCCAGAUGAUAAAAAGCACUCCUUACGGUUGAUUCAAAAGACUCUAAGGGAUGAAGUUAAGUUCACACCACUAAUCAAGUGCAACACGAAUGGCCCAGACCCCACCCCUGAACUUUACGAGAUUUACUUUUGCGUGGACCCUAAAGGAGAAAAAUUCAUUGAUUGUCCUCCUGAUGCUGUCAAGAACUUCAAGACUGGAUGCGGAGACGGUAAACCUGAUAUUAAGUUCCCUAUCUAUAAGAGACAUGAUCACGUACUCAAUGAUAUUGAUGAGUGA